Messenger RNA from Pseudocercospora fijiensis CIRAD86, 2116 nucleotides. RefSeq lists its product as uncharacterized. Lineage: Eukaryota; Fungi; Ascomycota; Dothideomycetes; Mycosphaerellales; Mycosphaerellaceae. Gene Ontology annotation, cellular component: Golgi membrane. The transcript has 3 exons. The record is from RefSeq and is a predicted model, not a curated record. Gene Ontology annotation, biological process: pyrimidine nucleotide-sugar transmembrane transport. Gene Ontology annotation, molecular function: UDP-galactose transmembrane transporter activity. Bases 1 to 1374 code for a protein of 457 amino acids.
AUGGCUGUUGAGUCUACUCGCCGCCAGGUGGCCGGCCUACCUAUGAAGCAUAUUACUUUGGCUGCUCUUGUCCUUCAGAAUGCAGCACUGGUUCUCCUUCUGCGCUACUCACGCACAAUGCCGCUCGUCUACGGAGAUCGAUACUUCGCGUCGACCGCCGUAUUUCUGUCCGAGAUCAUCAAAUUCUCCUUCUUUUUGUCCGUCGCACUCUACGAGAUUGCAACGAGCCCGCAGACUCCCGACACAUCGACCAUUGGAGAGCUUUCAGGAGCCCUUUCAAGAGCAGUGUUUACAGGAGAUAGCUGGAAGCUGGCUAUUCCGGCUAUGCUAUAUGCGCUGCAGAAUAUCCUUCAGUACACCGCUGCGAGUAACUUGGAUGCCGCUACCUUCGCGGUGACAUACCAGUUGAAGAUUGUGAGCGCCGCCAUGUUUGGCAUCUUUCUGCUUGGGAGGACGUUGAAUGGCCGAAAAUGGAUGAGCUUGGGCUUGAUGGCUUUUGGCAUUGCAAUUGUACAGAUGUCUUCUGUCUCGCAGCAAGGCAGAGUGCUGUCGAUCAAGGACUUGCGAGAUGGGGUAUCCUUCCAUUCACCACGUUCAAUUUGGGAAAUGGAGGAUGAAGGAAACAGAGCUGCGGGUCAGCUGAACAAGCGCUCUGCGACAUAUGAAGGCAUUGACGAGGACCGGUCUGCUGCGAAUCCGCGAAUGAACGUGACAAUUGGCUUGGCGGCUGCCGUCGUGGCUUGUGUCCUCUCUGGGAUGGCAGGCGUAUACUUUGAGAAGAUCCUGAGGUCCAGAUCAGAGUGUCGUGCAUCGGUGUGGGUGCGCAACGUGCAGCUUUCAUUCUACACGCUGUGGCCAGUGCUAUUCCUCGGAGUACUUUUCGCAGACGGAGAACAUUUGGAGAAGACUGGAUUCUUCACUGGCUACAACUGGGUGGUUUGGCUCGUGGUUGUCUUGCAAGCUGUCGGCGGCAUCCUCGUGGCGCUGGCAUUGAACUAUUCGGACAGUAUGACCAAGAGCUUUGCCAGCAGCGCAUCAACCGUGAUCACUUUCGUGGUCAGCGCUAUGUUCAUGGACUUUAGCAGCAGCUUUCUGCAUGUUCUCGGCACGGCUGCGACGCUGUUGGCGGCAUUCUUAUACACUACGACGGAAGAGGACAAGAAGACGCGACCUCCGCCGAUCAGCGUCACGCAGUACGAGCAGAGCGGAGAUUCCAAAUCCUAUUUUGACCUUGAGGCUGUCGCUACGCCUGCAGCAAAAUCGCCAUUACGAGAGCCCAUGAGAGAUGCAUUGUCAACCAGCAGGCCUGGUACUCCUGUUAGCGAGAGGAGACAUUUGAGAUCGAAGAGCACGGAACGCAGAUUUAUGAUUUAAGGAGUAGGCUGAGGAGUGUUUUGGAUACCCGCCUGGGACAUCAGACCCACGGCAUGGCACGGCAUGGCACGGCGGGCAGGACAUGGCACGGCGAGGCAUGGCGGGCGGGCAGGGCAGGGCAGGGCAGGGCAUGAAAGGCGUACGAAAGUACAAGAAAAGGCGGCGCAUAGCCAUGGAGUCGGGAGGCAGGCUUUGCUUUCGAGCGGGACGGGAAGGAGCUUUCUCAUGCUUGGGUAGCAUCCUCGGGCUAUCGUUGUGCUCGUGCAAAUGAAAAUAUCAGCAUUUCAGGUGCUGGCGAUGCGAUGCGAUGCGAUGCGAUGCCACCCUUUACGCUCUUGUUCACCGAACUUGCGGUUGUGUCGAACCUGGAAGGGACGUCGACGCCCGCGCCUUCCUUCGUGCCUGGCGACGCGUGAAAGCUCCACUCUGACGGCCUGCCGAGUCUACACUUCACACUUCUGCAUUUGUGCUCUUCUCUCCUUCUCCCCUUCUCCCGCCGACCAUCUUCCAGCCUCCAUCACCAUGACCGACCAGCACAUCUUCGACCAGCUGGACAUGCUGGAGCGUGGUGCCCGCGACCUGCCGACUGCGCGGAGUCGGUAUGGUGCAAGUGGCGGCAGCGAACAGCACCCACGCGAAAACUACACUCAUCAGAAUACUGGCCCGUGGGACGAUGCAUAUCGCCAGCAGCAGGACGACUUCAUAGACCAACCUAUACAGCUUGAUUCGUUUGGUAAGGGCG